GGCGGGCCACCGAGGGCCAUGGCGGCAGCGUCACCGGUGUGCGGCUCGCAGGCGUCCGCGGUCGGCGCCUCGUCCCCACCCGCGCCCGCACCGGCUCCAGCGGCCGGCUUGGGCCGCUGCCGCAUGGCGCUGCUGCUGGCCGUGGCCUUGGACGUGGCGGGCAUGGCGGCGCUGCUGACCGGCGUGUUCGCGCAGCUGCAGGUGCGCGGCCGCGACUUCGGGGACCUGCUCAUCUACUCUGGGGCGCUGCUGGUGUUCUUGAGCCUGCUGGGCUGGAUUCUCUGGUACACCGGCAACAUCGAGAUCUCGCGCCAGGAGCUGGAGCGUGACUACGGCCUACGACCCUCGGCGAUUGCCCGCCUGGCGCGCAAGCUGUCCCGUCGCUGGUCGGCGCCCGCCACCGCCAGUCCCCGGACCACAGCCGGUCUCCGCUCAGCACGCAGAGCGAACCGCGCGCCCCAGCCCUCCUCCUCCGGCUCCCGCCGCGUGCGCCUGCAGCUCGCCACGCUUGAGGCGGGGUCCGUGGCGGCAGGCACGGGCAGCGAGUGAGCCCCAGACCACCUCAUCCUCCGGACCUGACUGAGACAUGCAGCUUCCCUGUGCAUCACUAGGCCACCAGGAUAUCCACCUGUCACCUCACUUGGAUAAAUGUUUCUGUUUUGGAGCAGUGCUUGCCUGUCUGGUUAAGGGGACUGAAAUGCCAGGCCAAGACACCGUUGAUCUUGGGGUCCCUAGGGAUGUAGGAUUUCAACUGCUUACUAGCCCUUCACUAGGGACACCUGGGAGGCGAGAAGAAGGAUCUCCAGUGCAUGCAGAGCCACCCACCCAGCCAGGCUUCCCUAGGGAAGUUUAGGUCUUCCAAGAACACACACAGGGGCACACUGAACUUGCAAGAUAUUUACUGCGGGUUGGUCCUGAUAUAGAAGAUGGCAUUGAUGCAGGAUGCCUGCAAGACGAGGAGGAGAGAGAGAGAGCUAACUGAACUGAAUGUGGGCAGACUGAAUCUGAGUGUAGACCACACACUUUCAAGAAAAGGUUUGGCAGUGGAGAC
This is a messenger RNA of Mus musculus (house mouse), 1051 nucleotides long. RefSeq names its product transmembrane protein 238 (gene Tmem238). The record is from RefSeq and is marked validated. Gene Ontology annotation, cellular component: membrane. The transcript has 2 exons. NCBI's taxonomy places the organism in Eukaryota, Metazoa, Chordata, Mammalia, Rodentia, Muridae. The coding region runs from base 19 to 549 and encodes 176 amino acids.